AUGGCCGCGGGGGUCCGGCAGAGACAGAGUUGUAGAAACAGACAGAUGCUGCAGCUGUGUUCCGAUGCUAUAUUUACCUGGAGGCGUCUUAUGUUUGGUGGUCGAGAGAAGAGAAAGGGUCCCAUGCUCUCUGCCAGUGAUGCCGAGUUCCCGCGGGAGUACCACACCCUGGCGGCCGGAGGGGGGCGUGGGGCCAGACGUUUCGCCGAAAACAACGCCAACAAUGGGGGCUUCACCUCCUCCCUGGACCGUCGGCACAACUCUGUGGCCGCCAAGAGCCUGGAGGCACUUAACAGCAUCCACAAGGCCGACAUAGAGCGACAGAGAGACGCUCUGAUGGACCUGCAGAAGAACAAGUACUCCAACAGCCCGGGAAGCGUGUCCCAGGGCACGGGCACCGCAGGCAGGCAGCAACAACCAAACUACUGGAGCUUCAAGAGCCGUACCCCUCGCGUCACUCGCCUCAGCCCCCCGCAGCCCGCCCUCGCCGACCAGGCCAGUCGAGUUUCCUUCGCUUCGGCCGAAAACUUGGAGACCAUGUCCGAGCCAGACGUCCCCAUCGGAUUCAACCGCAUGAACCGGCUGAGACAGAGCCUGCCGCUGGCCCGCUCCUCCAGCCAGGCCAAGCUGCGCGCCCCAGGGAUCUUGUUCCUGCAGCUCGGAGAGGAGACUCGAAGGGUGCACCUGACCCACGAGCUGACCAGCCUGGACACGCUGAGGGCGCUCAUCGUGCACAUGUUCCCACAGCGCCUCACCAUGGCCAUGCUCAGGUCUCCAACCACAGCGCUGUUGAUCAAAGAUGAGACUCGCAAUGUCUUCUACGAGCUGGAGGACCCACGAGACGUCCAAGAUCGCUGCGUGAUUAAGAUUUACUGCAAAGAGCCCAUUUAUGGAACGUACCCUGGACAUCACAACCCUCACUUGGCCAAUGGAGACCUCCGAGUCAGUAGGGAGAUGGUGUAUGCGCCUCAGGACAGCCCAAACCGCCGCCUCAGUAACCCGCACAUGUCUUCCCAGCACUCGUCUGCCUCAGCUUCUCCCCCGCAGGGCUCUCCGUCUCGGGCCAGGCUCCUGUACAGCGGCGGCCGGCCCUCUUCCUACGCCGGCCCCCCGCACCACACCCACUCCCUGCCCCACCCGCACUCCCAGUCCCACCACUCCUCCCCCCAUCAGCAGCCUCACCACCCGCAAGCCGCUUUCGUCGCCUCGUCCAGCGCCAUUUUGGAGCGCCGGGAUGUGAAGCCGGACGACGAAAUAGGCGGGUCUCGGAGUAUGGUGUUGCUGAGGGGGGAUGAUCGCGGCGGAGGGGGCAUCUACGCUGACCCGUACUCCCUUGGUCCAGACCCGGGACGGUUGAGUCUAGCUGGAGGUCCGCACUCUCCUAUCCCGAGCAGAGCAGACCCCUAUGGCUCCCUGUACCGGCGUGGAGGCGGGGCCGGCUCUGUCCGAACGCUAACUUCCUACUCAGCUGCUGCUUUACAAGGCGAGCUUAUGGAACGGGAGGCGCUGUACCGACCUGGGGGGCCGCUCUAUAACGACGCCUACGCUGCCUCAAUGCUGGCCAUGGGACUGCGAGUGCCCCCUCCAUCCUCUCCGCAGAAGAUCCCGGACAUGAGGGACAUGAGAGACCCCUACGGAGGGACCAUGCCCGGGCGGGGGUCCCCAGGGAGGCAGAGUUUACGGAGGGACUCGGUGAGCUCGUCUGUGUUCGGAGACAGUCCUAAAUCCAGAGGGCAGGCUGGGAUGGGCCUCACCGCGGAGCAGCUCUGUCUGAUGGCAGGAGGGGACGGAGGAGGCGGGACUUAUGGCUCUCCACUGAUGGGGAACGAAUCAGAAACCAGGGAGCGUAUGGAGGCCAUGGAGAAGCAGAUAGCGAGUCUGACCGGGCUGCUGCAGCGAGUCCUGAGCCGAGCCCCAGAAGCAGAGAGCCCGGAGAAGAUGGAGACCGCGAGCGACUGUUCGGGAAAUGACACUGGACGAACUAAAAAAAAGAAAGCUAUGACCCCCUCGGCCCCCCUGGCCCUCAUGCCCCCCCCCUCCAGUCAAUCGGUGUCGGUGUCGCGGUCCCAGAUGCAGCAGCACCUUCAGGGCCUCCAGCAGAACACCAACGCUCUCCGCAAACAGCUCUCCCAGCUCCGCAACAUCCAGUUGGAAAACCAAGAUGCAGUCCUGUCGCUGCUGCGGCAGACUGAGACCGAGCUGAGCCUCAUGAUGCUGGACGCCUCCAGAACCCAAGAAGACCCGCUCCAAAGACAGCGCCUCCUGGUGGAAGAGGAGAGACUCAAGUACCUCAACCAAGAGGAGCUUCUGAUUCAGCAGCUGCAUGAUUUGGAGAAGUCGGUGGAGGAGCUGCAGAGGAACUCGUCAGUGAACCACGGUUUGGUGACAGAACAAGACGUGGAGCAGAAGAGCAAAGAGCUGAGGGCGCUGGGAGACACGCUCGCCGAGUUAAAAAGCCAGUUCCCCAGUCUGCAGAGUAAGAUGCGGGUGGUGCUGAGGGUGGAGGUGGAGGCCGUGAAGUUUCUGAAAGAGGAACCGUUUCGUCUGGACGCUCUGCUCAAACGCUGCCACAACAUGACGGACACUCUGAGCUCUCUGCGGAGACAAGUCUCCGAGGGCGUGUGGAAGGGGCCCGAAGACCUCCCCAGUCAGCAGCAGCAGCGGAGAUCCGAGGACCUGGACAUGUUGAGCAGCAGCCCGCCUCUCAGCCUCAGCGACCUCAGCUCCAGCUCCGGUCUCGCCAACUGGAUGCCCCUGUCCUCCUCCAACGACUCGGACGCCUCUUCGUGCCCCGAGCAGGACGUCCCGCCGGCCAUGACCUUCCGGAACAGGGUGCUGGACGAUCUACCAACGCGACGACCCUCGGACAAGGCUGUGUCGGCGGAAGUCAGACUGGCAGCAGAGCGAGACUGGGAGGAGAAACGUGCCAGCUUGACCCAGUUCAGUGCACAAGACAUCAAUCGCUUAUUGGAGGAGACCCAGGCCGAACUCAUGAAAGCAAUCCCGGAUCUGGACUUCGCUGCCAAGCAUAUCAACAAGCCCGCCGUGCCCCCCAAGCCCCAAAUCACCAUCCCCAUCACCCCGGCCACCGCCACCUCCUCCUCUGCAGCUGGGGCGUCCGCUUCCCAGGCCCCCUCCUCCUCCUCCGCUGCCUCCGGAGCAGAGCCGCAGCAGCAGCCCGGCAAAGUGCAGCUCGCGGCGCAGAAGCUCAACAGUAUGGGGGACGGCUCGGGCUCACCCAGAGGCUCAGUGGUGGACCUGAACGUGGCUCGGUACCGGGCAGAGAAGCCGUCGAAGUCCCCCCCUCCUCCUCCCCCUCGCCGGAGUUUCCCCUCGGCCCACGGCCUCACCACCAACCGCACCGGAGACGUCAUCGUCACCUCCAAAAACCUCAAGGCGGAGGAGGACGGAGAGGCGCCCAAGACACUAGUGAAACUCAGACGCACCCCUUCAGACGCCCCCAGACCGGCUUCGACCCCCCCUGUUAUCGCAGCCUCCGCCAUCCACGACGAAGACGACGAGGAGAAGAUUAUAGCCGAGUUAGAGAUAUUUCAGAGAUCGCCUUGUAAAAUCACCCACCCCAAGGCCACCCCCACCCCAGCAUGCACCCUGGGCUCCCUGGGCAGACAGAACAGCACCUACUCCCCCGGCCCGAACAAAGGUCCAACAGUAGCGGCCCGACUCAAGCACCUUCAACAGGGCAGCAGCCUGGAGCGCCCCAGAACCCGCGGCAAGCAGAAAGACGAUCUCCCCAAAGUCCCCGGGCAGCAGCAGUGCUAA
Molecule: messenger RNA, 3780 nt
Organism: Knipowitschia caucasica
Lineage: Eukaryota; Metazoa; Chordata; Actinopteri; Gobiiformes; Gobiidae
Source: the annotation of a GenBank genome assembly